Messenger RNA from Megalops cyprinoides (Indo-Pacific tarpon), 3435 nucleotides. RefSeq names its product neutral cholesterol ester hydrolase 1a (gene nceh1a). The transcript has 5 exons. Gene Ontology annotation, cellular component: membrane. Bases 365 to 1588 code for a protein of 407 amino acids. Gene Ontology annotation, molecular function: carboxylic ester hydrolase activity. Lineage: Eukaryota; Metazoa; Chordata; Actinopteri; Elopiformes; Megalopidae. The record is from RefSeq and is a predicted model, not a curated record.
UUCAUCGUAGCAGCUCGCUAUAAUUUCUGUAAAUAACUACCAUGUGACAUCUCUGCAAAUUCCAACGGAUUAUUGCAUUUUCGUGUCUCAAACGCUUUAAUCUGUUUUAUCAGAACAUUCAUUUGUGCACAUUUUCUCAAUUUUAAAAUAAAUAACGCAGUUCUUAUACAUGAAUAAGGGGUCUCGCGACUGCCUCGUGGUUCAGGUAGUUCACUGAAAACAAGGCGUAAUUCACACGACUACAUUUCCCAUGCGCCUUUGUUGCGCGUGAAUUUACGCUCUGGCAGCAUCGGACACAUAUCGCAUAAUGUAAUAUGCCGAGUCUAUCACCAGGUCUGGACUGUGCUGGAGAAGUAACGCAGUGAUGAAGGUGGCCCUCGCUCUAACUGUGAUACUGGCUGCUCUAACGGCUUAUUAUGUCUACAUCCCGUUGCCCAGUACAGUUUCAGAACCAUGGAAACUCAUGCUUCUGGAUGCAGUGUUUCGUUCCAUCGUGCAUGUGGGAAACCUGGCCAAUGCCCUGGGCCUCACCCACUACAUCCGAGUGCUCAACUACACCGUGACUCUCGACACGCUUGGCCCAGUGACCACCGGCGACCUGCGGGUCACCGACACCAACUUCGACGGGGUCGAAGUUCGGGUGUACGAGUGGAUGGGAGGGGAGGAGGGCGAGGCGAAGAGGGGCGUGGUGUACAUCCAUGGAGGGGGCUGGGCCUUGGGCAGUACCAGGAUGGGGUCCUACGAUGUUCUCUGCAGGCAAAUGUCAGUGGAAUUGAAGGCAGUCAUUGUCUCUGUUGAGUACCGCCUGGCCCCUGACGUUCGUUUUCCUGUGCAGUACAAUGACGUCCUCUUGGCCUCCAAGCAUUUCCUGCAGCCUCAGGUUCUGGCCCGGUACUCGGUGGACCCGGACCGGGUGGGGGUGUCAGGUGACAGCGCUGGGGGUAACCUGGCCGCGGCGGUGGCUCAACAGGUGGCUAUGGACAGUAGCAUUCCUGUGAAGUUCAAGGUCCAGGCGCUCAUCUACCCAGUGCUGCAGGCCCUGGACUUCAACACGCCCUCGUACCAGCAGAACCAGGAAGUGCCCAUCCUGUACCGCACCCUCAUGAUCCAGUUCUGGCUGGAGUACCUUGACGCGGACCCCAGCUUCAUCCACCCGAUGCUGGUCAACAACCACACCUCGCUGGACCUGAGCCUCGUCGGUCCGAGCCGGGCCAAGGUGGACUGGGAGGAGCUGCUUCCGGCCGAGUACAAGAAGGACUACAGGCGGGUGGCGCCAGCCCGGGGGACGCCGCGGGUCCUCGAGGAAGUCCCGGCGCUGCUGGACCCGCGGGCCGCCCCCCUGCUGGCGGAGCAGGACGUCCUAGCCCGCACGCCGCGGGCGUACGUCCUGACGUGCGAGCAUGACGUUCUGAGGGAUGACGGGGCCAUGUACGUGCACCGCCUGGAGGAGGCGGGUGUCCCCGUCGAGCACGCCCACUUCGCCGACGGUUUCCACGGCUGCAUGACCUUCGCCUUCUGGCCCACCCACUUCGCGGUGGGCGCGCGGACUCUGGAGAACUACGUCGCCUGGCUCGGUCAGAACCUGUAGCUCCUCCCCUUGUCCACCACCUGCUCUUGGCGGAGGCCACUGUGAAGAUCUGUAGUGGAAAUGUGGUUUGAAAUACGUUCAAAGAUCGGAUGCGAUUGAAUAUGCCAAUUGAACAAAAUAUGGGCAAAUACUGGAAAGCACUUCACAUUUUACAUUAUUUUAGAGUUUUUUAUUUUUAGACAUUGUUUUAUAUAGACUUUUAUUCCAGCUUUUACCAUUAAAAUGUAGAUAUACUUGAAAUUCAUAGUUUUGUAGAAUAUAAAGUAUAUAUUAGUAUGUGGAAUAAUUACUUAGAAGUAUGUGGAAGUAUAUGGAAGUAUUAUUAUCCAUAAUAUAUUCUACCAUUCCAACUUUGCGAGCCAAAAAUUGUAUGUAAAAUUAUACAUGCAAGCAUUCCAGUUCUAAAUCUGUCGGUUAGGAAGACAGAAGGAGUAUGUGGAACAUAAUGCAGUCUGUACAUAAAAUAUGAAAGGACAUUUGAAAAGUUUAUGAACACAGCAAUAAAAUGAUGAUUUAACCCAAUGUAAGAUUAAUAUUUCAUUAAUACAUGGUCACCUGAACAUCAUUUAUUGGUGAAUGUUGUGACCUGAAGCUCUGAAAAGUAAAAUCACUGUUUAAUAAAAGUCAAAAAUGGGACUGUUCCCAAUUUUUUUCAGCAUUUUUAUUGUUUUUUGGUCAUAUUUGUUAGUGUAUUUCCUUAUCUCUGAAACAGAACACACUGUCCUUUGUUAGCACAUGCUUUUGAAAGCUCAACUCCACAUAUUUUGAAACAUUUCUGGUGAUGAAAGCCAAUAAGAGUCAAUGCUGCCCUCUAGCAGAAGCAUAAAAAACUAUUUUGUAAUUCACAGUGUCUGUCAAAGCUAUGUGAUACAUUGUCCUUAGGUUUCAGUAACAAAUUUAAAUUUUAGGCUUUCCAAGGCAGAUGUAAUCACGAGUUUGCUGAUUACUAAAAUUAGGGAGAAAUUAAAUCUAAAUGAAAUAUAUAACUUGUUCAAAUCUAUGCGUGAAACUUGUCUUUGACUCCUAUAUAUUCCUGAAAUUGUGGAAUUUAUGUUUCUUAAAACAUACGGCUUUUUGGUGAAGCUGGUCUCUUUCGCUUUGGGCCCAAGCAGGACAGUAAAUAUUCUUAACUGUAAUUACAGUGAAUCAGUUUCAGAAAAGGGGAGGACAGCCCUUUGUUGUAGAACACAUGCUGUUACAACUAUUUGCAAAGGAAUGCAAGAAAGCCAAGGUUUGCUGUGUUUUACUGGUCUCCGGACACCUGUGCAAUUCUUAAAUACUCCACCGUGAGACAAAUUUUCACCUCGGGAUUUCACGAUUAACGUUCCCCCCACCUCCCGAAUAAAUUCACGGAAAGAUCGGACAAAUGUGUUUCUUAUUUGGGGCAUGUUUCAUAUUUGAAGAUGACUCAAUGUCUGUUUCUGCAUGCACAGCCUCAAAUAUUAAGGGGAAUUGAGUUGUGGUUGACAUAGAUAUGACUCUAUUUUGCACUCAUUGUUCUCUUCUAAGUUCACGGAACCUAAAAGAGGUAUUGUACUGAGGAAAGGUUUCUCACAAACAUUCCACAAAAACGCAAUUUGCUUUGCAACAUUUUAGUAAUUUUUGCGCUAGAAAACAAAUGUGGUUACUGUAAUCUCGCUAGGAUUACCAAAAGGACAUUUGUAACCUGUGCAUUGUUAGUGAUGUGCAAUUCUGUUGUAUCAGUCAUGUCUUAUGUGUCUGUGUGCAAAUACCUUUUCAGACCAUUAGUGGUUGAAAGAGUGGUUUGGUCUGGUUUUUGGUUUAUCAUUGUAUUCAGUUGUUCAGCAUUCAAUCAGAGCAUUGUAUCUGUGAGUUCUGUUUGUGAG